Messenger RNA from Zerene cesonia (dogface butterfly), 1814 nucleotides. It is a transcript of the gene sturkopf, whose product is annotated as lipid droplet-associated hydrolase. The record is from RefSeq and is a predicted model, not a curated record. Gene Ontology annotation, biological process: lipid storage. Gene Ontology annotation, cellular component: lipid droplet. NCBI's taxonomy places the organism in Eukaryota, Metazoa, Arthropoda, Insecta, Lepidoptera, Pieridae. Gene Ontology annotation, molecular function: lipase activity.
AAAAUGUGAAUCCUGUACACUAAAUUAACGAAUUUGCAUUAUUUUUAACAAAAUAUGUUGCUUAAAAAAGUUAUAUAUGUAUCCAAAAUUUUACAAUAUUUUUAUAAAGAAAAUUGUUUACAUGACGAAAUGUUGACAUCUGUAAAUAACUUCAUUUGACAUGAUCAACAUAUGUAUUUAAUCUUCACUAAGUACAGAGUGAAAUAACAAUUAUUCUCCGUUAUACUUAUUUUACUAAAAACAAACAUCAAUAUGAUAAGAGUGUAUAAAACGCUAAAUGGCGUGGAGACUAGUUUGUUGUUAUGGGGUGAUCCAUUUAAUACCAACGGGAAAGAUGUCAUACUUUGCCUCACUGGAAAUCCAGGAGUUACCGACUUCUACAUUGAAUUUGCAGCAGAGUUGUUUAAAUUACGAUCAAUGCCGAUAUGUGUUAUUGGUCAAGCCGGCCAUGAAGAAGUACCCCAUGAGAAAUCAAACAUUUUAUGUAAUCAAGAACAUUUAUUUAAUCUUGAAGGUCAAAUUAACAAACUUGACCUUAUCAAUAAUUGCAUUGAUAAGAAAAGCAAAUUACAUUUAAUUGGACAUUCUAUUGGAGCAUGGCUGAUAAUAGAAAUUUUGCAAAGAAAUUCAGCACUAAUACAUAGGUUGUCAUCUGUAAAUUUGCUUUUCCCAACUUUACAAAGAAUGGCAGUCAGUCCCAAUGGAAAAUAUAUUAACAACACAUUACGACAGAUAUUUAGUUAUGUAUUAUUAAUACUGAAGCUAAUAAGGAUUCUUCCAAAUUGUAUAAAAAAAUUCCUCAUUGAUUUGUAUUUAUUACUAAAAUCUUUACCACCUCACUACUAUGAAAGAAUUUACAAAGUUUUGAGCCCUAGUGUGAUGGAAAAGGUAAUGUUUCUAGCAUUUGAUGAGAUGGACACAGUUGUGGAACUAAAUAAAGAUGGAAUUCAGAAAAUAAAACAUGUAACAAAUGUUAUUUUUAGCAAUUGUGAUAAUUGGGCACCAUUGAGUUAUAUGGAAGAUUUAAAAGUUUACCAACCAGAACUACAAUUGCUUGAAGUUAAGGUUGAACAUGCAUUUGUUUUGAAGUCUUCUCUAGAUAUAGCCCAAAUGGUGUCUGAAUAUAUUGAAACCAAAUUUUGAUAAUAGUUCACCAAUAUGUUUAGAUAAAUCAGCUUUAAUGCUGCAUUCUAUUUGGUUCUAUUAGUUUAGUGUGGGUUUAAUAUAAGGAUAUAAGGGUUUCAUUCAAAUAAUUCUUAAGGAUAUGUGCACUUAAAUUUAUUAAAUUAACAUACUUAACAUUCAUUACAUCAUAUUUUGAGAUUGCAGUCUCUAAAAGUCGCAUUUAAUUUUGAAGUUGUUUAUAAGAUUCAAAUAGUUUGGUACCUACACUUUUUAAACGUCAUUCAAGUCCAUAUAAAGAAACGACAGAUAAAUAUAGCUAUGAAGAAAAUAAAUGUAUCCCUAAUUCUUUAACACCCAUAAAAUAAAUAAGGUUAAAUAGUUUAAUUUUUUUUGUAUAUUUUCUUUUAAGUACCAAGAUAGCAAAUCAUGCAUGUACCUCUACAAUGGCACUUAGAUACCUGUAUCAAUCAAUUAGCUUCUCUAAGUUUUAAAGUAAAAGCUGUUGUAAGUAUAUGUAAUUUAUUUAAAUUUUAAAUUAUUAUAUAAUGUGUUGAACGUGAGAUUAAGUAUUGGCAUUUAUAGGAUUUAACUUAUUAUUUAAGUGAAUAUAACUACGAUAAUUUCUAUAAAUCUUGGAAAUAAUAUACAGUUUAUAAUAACUUCAGUAUGUCUAACUAAAAAGAGCUGUU